Molecule: messenger RNA, 1188 nt
Organism: Paramacrobiotus metropolitanus
Lineage: Eukaryota; Metazoa; Tardigrada; Eutardigrada; Parachela; Macrobiotidae
Exons: 4
Coding region: 135-611 (158 amino acids)
Source: RefSeq, a predicted model, not a curated record
UCCGUACUUAUACCAAAUUGAUCGACUGUGUGACCCAAGAACGUUAUUGAAUUUACAAAUAAUUCUGUUUUUUCAGGGUUAAUCGUCCAGCCGCAUUCCUGGAGCCGCAAAAAGAGCUCCUGUAAAUCACGCAUAUGAUCUGCCAGGUUUUUACUGAAGACAAUAAUGUCAUCAAUAAAAACCAACACGUUCCUCCACUUCAUGUUCGCAAGCGUCAAAUCCAUGGCGCGCUGGAAAGCCGAAGGCGCGUCCUUCAUCCCAAAAGCUUGGAGCCAUUUACGAUCCUCGAACGACGUACGAUACGGAGGCGUUCUAACCGGCAAACUCGUACCUGUGUCCACGGAGUGCUCAUAAAUGGUACAGCAUCCCACAGGGCGGGCUUUAGUCGGAUCAACAGCGCUGACGGCAGGUGGCGGCAACUGCAUGGCCACACAUUCAUGGACUUUCUCCGGCACUGGAAUGCCCUUGUCAUCACUGGGAACAUCACUAAUCGCUUCUUGACAAUUCUCUUGGAACUCCGGCGAGUCCAUCUGAUAGACCGCAUCGACGAGCGCGACUUCGCCAAGGUGGAAGGCGGACAGUCAGCAUCCGUACGUACAUCCGGCGUAUGAUCCUACUCCCAUACGUCAGUAUCACAAUCAUGUGAACAAACGAGCGUACUCGUAUAAGCAUUCUGACUCGUACAAGCAAGAAGGAGUUAGUAGCAUUCCUGCUUUUACAGUACGGUAUCUGUAGCAUGCGUCAAGUGUACCAUUUCCAUAAUUAUGACGUUUGCGCUCGUAUUUGUUCGUGCAUGACUGAAAAGGUGAUUUACUUUCUAUGGAAAUUUCUCUGUGGUCGUGCACUGCUUUAACAAGGCUGAUGUGUAGUUUUAUCUUUUGCUCGGCAAUCGGCGUAGAAUGUGGUCGAAUUUCACAACCGUUGAAAAAAAGUCGUUGCCUAAGCUUGUGGUUCUGCAGAACGUUAGAAACACAGGAUCAAUAAUCAAAGAAAUUUACCAGUAUUCCAUCAUAACAAUCACGCUGAACUGAUCACUGAUGUACGUAUGAAAAUCUUCAAAUACUGCGGAAGAAAAGUUAUUUCUUGUAUCCACGGUCGGUUUUUCAUUGAAUGUGACCACAAUAGGAUGAUCAUUAUCUGCACAUCUUUGAGUUAUCGGCCGCAAAAGCACUUAUUGCUGCAGCAGAU